Tigriopus californicus is the source of this 1715-nucleotide messenger RNA. RefSeq lists its product as uncharacterized. Lineage: Eukaryota; Metazoa; Arthropoda; Copepoda; Harpacticoida; Harpacticidae. The transcript has 3 exons. The coding region runs from base 16 to 1263 and encodes 415 amino acids. The record is from RefSeq and is a predicted model, not a curated record.
ACAUAAUCGGGAGCAAUGCGGGCUCAAAAAGUGUUGAAUGGGAUAUCGAACAUAGUUCUCACUCUAUCUUUAGGCGAAGUGUUCAUUUUCUCCUCUGAAGACAUUGAUUUCGAGGAAGAUACCGACGAUGAUGAGACUCGUUGUUGGAUCAAUUGCUCCAAGAUUGCAUCUUUUGGUGGGUUCAUUUUCAUCGCUGAAAUUGCUUCCCUGGCAAAUGCCUCCCGAACUAGUCUCAGGGUCCUUUGGGGCAUUGUCCUCCACACUCUUGGACACCUUUUCGACUACUUCUUCGCCCAUAGCUUCCAGAAUCAAGUGAGUAUUGGACUGAUGGUUGGCUCUGGAUCUGGAAUGAUAUUCCAUGGGGUACUUGAGAACUGGACCGAUCGUAAGAAUCACUCUUUGCCCCUUGGAUGGAUUUGCAGCUGUUUGAGUUUCGGAGGCGUUAUAUGGUCAACCUGUGCCCAUUUGCAGGAUAUAAUCGAAUUUACGGAAGAUUGGCGCUUGGGAUUUCCUUUGCUGAUAUUUUGGAUUCAAAUGCUCGGCUGGAUCUUGUUUCACUUAACGUCGCAUCAUGUUGUGGAAACGAGCUCCUCACAACCAGAUGUCCCACGUAACAUCGGAUCAAAUGCCUUCUCCAUGUUGUGGUUGACGAACUUUGGUGCCGUUUUUAUCCUGACUGGUUUGGUCACGUUGACCAACAGAUUUCUUAGUGAGGGUGAAUUUAUCUUGGGCUCUCACCAGAGUUGGUUGCUGGUCACGGGGGGAUACUUCUUUAACGGCAUUGGAUAUCUGUUCUGGGGCCAUUGUUUUGACUCCCGUCGCAACUUCUCCUUUCAAGUCAUCUUGGGAGGUUGUUCUUUGGGCGUAUUACUUCUUUUCCUUCCAUGGUCUCACCGUUCUAUCCUAUGGUCCACAUUACUCACAUGGUGCUUGUACUUUUCCAUAGCUAACCCAAUCAUUGCCUGUUCUUUGGAGCUCUUCCAUUCAUACAGUCCACGAAUGGCUCAAACGCUGAUCAGCUUCUUGUGGCUGGGCUCUUGCAUUGCUUCACCUUUAGUGACAGUACUCAUCCGAGUCACGUUAGCCUACAUCACUCUAAUGGGCUUGGUAUUGAUCAUGGUUGUCUUAUCCUUCGUGUGUGCUUGGUGCGGUUAUUUGUACCAAAGACCUGGUAGUGAUGAAAUUGAUGCAUCAAGCCAAUCGACACCAGGGAUGUUUUUCAGCAGUCCAAGCCAAACUUACUUUGGCUCACGAUCCGUGUGAAUGAAUUGACCGAGCAUGCUGUAACCACCUCCCUCCCUUGGAGACACCCGAGGAAUUAAUCAGGGGGUCUUUUAAACCAGAGUGAUGACAAGUUGAAAAUAGCAAUGCCCCCGUGUCUGAAUCGAACAAGGACCCCUCUGGGAGCGGGAUGAUUUACUCUCAAGAAGUCAUCGUUUUGAAUGUAUCAAGAAAUCCUCGAGUCUUAUUAUAGGCACCCGGUGCCCUUGAUCUCGCAGGGGCGUCUCUAAUCAUACUCUCAGCAGUCUCUCAUUGUCUGAAGAACGACCAAUAAUUAUCUUCCACCCCAAACUCAAAACCGCCAUUGGCACGCUCGUGGACACGACGGUCAGCCCAUGAAUUGAGCGGACCAGGGUUGACGCAUUACUUUCCUGCAGAAAUGCUUAAUUUUGUCACAAGAAUGAUACAUUAAAUAGAUUGUUGUUUAAAUUCCA